Molecule: messenger RNA, 1752 nt
Organism: Cyphomyrmex costatus
Lineage: Eukaryota; Metazoa; Arthropoda; Insecta; Hymenoptera; Formicidae
Exons: 8
Source: RefSeq, a predicted model, not a curated record
AUGGUGCUACGGUUGCAAAUGAUUGAAAUGGUCGAAUUAGAAUUUUCUGGAUUAGAAAUUAGUCCUAAGGCCAGCUCAGCGAGGACAGAAGCCUCGAAUGGAGCAAAAGGGCAAAGGCUUGAUCUCGAUGUUCAACUGUGCCUUCGAAAAUGUUUACAAAAAUGGAAGCAAUUAUUUAAAUGGCAUUUUAAAGAAAUUGUCAAAGAUUGGGAACCUAGUCUUAUACUUCGCAUGCUGGUAACAGCUGGUGAAUAUGCCCGAUUAUAUCGAUAUGAAGAUUGUGAAGCUGAAGUAUGGACUUUGGCAUAUCAGUUAGAACAUAUCAUAAAGCAUAGAAAUUCUACGAACGAAAAUGUAAUUGGCACCAUUGCUAUCUUUUGGAUAAGUUUAGCAGACCUCUAUUUUGAAUAUGAAAAGUAUGAAGUCUUUCAGGAAUUUUAUUUCUUGCUAAUAGAACCGGACUAUGCUGCCAAACUAUUAAAAUCGCUGUGUUAUAUCGAUCUGUCGCGUUUACAAUUGGAGGAUUGCGAGGUGAAGCUACAAGGCCUCGAACACAUGUUGAACGUCGAAACGUUUCAAUUAUCGAUAGAGGUUUCCACCAGAUCCGUAGAAACAUCGUUCGUUCAUCUCGCAGUGACUCCCACGAAAAUUGUAGAUGCUGUCAGAGAUGCGCCUCAGUAUGGUGCUUCCCCAGUGCUCGGCAUUAAAGUUUUUGAUCCGCCAAAAUUCACAUCGCAUAUAAAUUGCGAUUGCUACAAGUGUAGCAACGUUUCGUAUCAGUACUUGGUAUUUGCUAUCACUUAUAUCAGAGCGCAGUUAUAUGCCUUGCAGAAUCAUACCAUGGCACUCGAUCAUUUCUACGGCGCUUUUCAAUUAAGGCAAAGACUAUUCAAAGAAGAAAAAUCAGUUCUACCUUGGCAAACUCGUUUCUACAUAAUCGAUUACAUACUGCUAUUGAUCAAUUUUUGUUAUUUUCUGAAAGCGGAAGUAACAUCAAGGCAAGAAGUAUUCAAUUUUGCCAAUUUAGCGGUCAAUAUAUGCGACAAAUAUAAAUUGCAGUAGCAUCCCGUCUACAUAACGGUUAAGAACCUGGCAUUUAACAAUGGAUUCCAACCGGUAUUGGAAUCUUCAGAUUUAAAGUUUACGGUUCCGCAGCCACACGAAAUUGAUACAACUGACCAUGCAAAAAUCCCAAUUGAUCCAAGCGUUUGUGUUACAUCAUCCGUUCAAAAUCAUUGUGUCAAGAAAUCUCGUUCACUUCGACGUAGAAAAAGCCCAAUAGCUUCAAAGAUAACUAAAAUUAACAUGAUUUGGAAUAAUGAUGAAGAUGAUGAUAGUGUAUCUCCACCACCACCACCUGUGAAAACUAUAAAUGAUAUUACUGAGCUGGCGUCUUUAGUUUCAGAUAUGUCGAACAUUUUAUUCAACUUGAUAGAUAAGUCAGAUUUACCUGCCACAAAGGAAUAUGUAGAUAAAUUGAUAGAAAAUCUCAAAAUUAAAUCGAAGAUGACAAUAAACGGUAAGACGAAUAAAAAUGUCAAUUCGUCUACUUCGAGAAAACCUGAAUAGGCUAAUAAAUUACAAGAUCAGACAAUUCCUCGACAAAUUCGUAAACAGAAUAAGUUUUUUAAGAGCAAAACAUCGAAAGAAUAGAAAAGGCAGACACACCAUUAACGAAUAAGCAUAAAACUGUGCGAAAUAAAUGUUCCAAAUUACCUGUAAAUAAUGAACACAGUACAAGAACGACAAUAU